Messenger RNA from Vombatus ursinus (common wombat), 4370 nucleotides. It is a transcript of the gene POLRMT, whose product is annotated as RNA polymerase mitochondrial. Gene Ontology annotation, cellular component: mitochondrial DNA-directed RNA polymerase complex. Gene Ontology annotation, biological process: mitochondrial transcription. The transcript is spliced from 21 exons. The coding region runs from base 39 to 3809 and encodes 1256 amino acids. The record is from RefSeq and is a predicted model, not a curated record. NCBI's taxonomy places the organism in Eukaryota, Metazoa, Chordata, Mammalia, Diprotodontia, Vombatidae. Gene Ontology annotation, molecular function: mitochondrial promoter sequence-specific DNA binding; protein binding; DNA-directed RNA polymerase activity.
UCCUCGUGCUGCGCUGGGGCCCCCCCUGGGCCGCCGGCAUGUCGGUGCUUCGGCUGAGGGCUUCGCUGCUGAGCCGGGGGACGGCAGGGCUCGGUAGAGCCCUGCGGCCCGAGGGCAGCGCCUGCCCCGGUCCCGAGAAAGGGGCCUCUUGGACUUGGGGCAGAAGUUACUCAGUCAAUGCUCCAGAACAGGAUAGGAGGAGGGAUGCAGGGCAAGUGGAACUAUUGGAAGUGCUAGAGGCCCGAGUAAGACAACUUCAGACUGAGUACGUAUCCGAAGUGACCGUAAAUCGAGUGGAAGUGGCCCCACUGAGGACAGGCAGUCAGAAGGACUUAGAGGCCCUUGGACUGGUGGAGGACAGAGCCAAGGGAGAUGCCAGCAGUGUGGUGCCCGUGGUGGGUAAGACCCGAAGCCGGUGGGUGGAGAAGCUCACUCAGGAAAAGAGUGAUUUGUACAAGAGACAGCAGCACCUGGAAGUCAGGCUCAAGGAAGAGACCUUUUGUGAAUCCCAGAUAAAGAAGGGAGUGAGAGCAUUUCUUAGCAGAAAAUUGAAAUCUACCAAACGGAUGCCUGACACUGGGAAAGAGAAAGCUGAUAUUGGUGAAGAGACGGCCGUAGCCGGGCAGGAGACUGCACACGACACUGUGAGACAGGAGCCUUUUCAAAAGGCUCUGAAAGUUCUGGAGAGGAACAAAACUUAUGUUGUUGACUCGGAUCCCUCUGGGCAGAUGUCUGAAGUGCUUAGACAUUCCGGAAAACAGCUUUUACUUCUGUCCUGUCUGGAGUGCUUGCUCUCUCAGAAUCGUCUGACACAAGCCAGUGAUCUGCUUCUCUCAUACUUUGGUCACUCAGGUGGCCGGAGGGUGCUGACCCUGCCCAUGUACAACUGCCUCUUGAAAGCUUGGGCCAAGCAGGGAUCCUUGCAUCAAAUAAGCACCUUGUUUUCCGUGAUGAAUGAGUCGGGGCUGACUCCUGACCUGGUUUCCUAUGCUUCAGUUCUGGAGUGUAUGGGUCGAGUAAAUGCAGACUUCAAAAUCAUCGAGAGCUGUCUGAAGCAGAUGGUGACAGAUGGCCUGCAGCUGGAGAACCUUUUCCACAAGGGGGCACUCCACAAGCAGGAGAGGAUGAUGGUGCUGAAAGCCAUCCAGAAGGUGGAGCCAGGAUUCUCACCCCCCCCAGCAUCCUCCCACAAGAUCGCCAUAUCUCCUCUGCUUAGAGACUUCUAUUCCAAGGAGAAGCCUGCGUCUUACCCGAAGCUGCCACUGCCUCUGCUCGAGCUGCAGAAACGCUUCCAGCAGCAGCUAACGUUGGAGUCAGCCAUGACAAUCACUAUUGACUCGGUGGAGAAGACACCAGUAACGAAAAAUAGUUGUCAAGCAAGGAACCUUCUCAAGGACCUUAAAUCCCAGUGGCGGAAGGCCUUGUUGAAGACAUUCAGGGAGACAAAAGCCCACAUGAGUACACAGCACAGCCAGGCCAGCCUUUACCCCUACCUGUGCCUACUGAAGAACAGGGAUUAUGUGGACCUCAUGAUGCAGGCCCUCUUUAACUUGCCUCCACAUGGAGAUUCCUUAAUCCACUUCGUCAUGGAUCUUGCGAUGAAGGUUUACAACAAGAAUUUAAUCCAGAUGAAGAUGAAACCCUUUGUAUUAGAUGAGCUGAAUAGGAAGUAUAUGAAUUACCUACAUCUUUUGGCCAAGGACACUCAGCUGGACUCCUGCCUGCCCCGGGAGUUCUGGGAGUCCUUGGAGUCGGAAGCCACCAUCUCCUCCGAUUUCUUCACUCAAGAGAAGGUCUGGCCAGAUGUGGUGUUGGUGCAGCUUGGAACCCACCUUGUGGAGGUGCUGGUGCAGGCCAUCCGCAUGCCCAACAAUUUGUUCUCCUCCCAGACGGAGAAGAGACUCAUCCCUGUGCUGUACCAUGUUUACUCCUUCCUCUCCGUAAAGCAGAUUGGUUUCAUUAAACCCCAUCCUGCCUUCAAUCAGCUGGUAGCUGAAGCUGCUUGCACCAAGCUGACCUUUGACUCCUCUGUCAUGCCCAUGUUGUGCCCUCCCAAACCUUGGACUUCACCUGUCUUUGGGGCCUAUGUCCUCCACCCCACCAAGCUGAUGCGCUGCCUGGAUGGGACUGUCCAACACCAGCAGCAGCUGGAGAACUGCCCUCAGGAGCAUUUGCACUCGGUCCUCGAUGCCCUCAAUCUGCUGGGUAACUGUGCCUGGAAGGUGAACCAGCCUGUGCUGGACCUCAUAAUCUCCAUCUUCAAUGCUAAGGGCAGCAAGAAGCUAGAUGUGCCCCCACCCAUGUCGGAGGCCCCCAUACCCCCUUCCUACCAGUUCUCCAAAGAUGCCAGCUCUUUAGAAAAGUCGAGGCUGCGGCGAGAGAUCGCCCAGUGCCAUAAGACCACCCGGGAAAUGUACAGCCUGCGCACAGAUGCCUUGUACAAGCUGUCCAUUGCCCACCACCUGCGAGACCAGAUCUUCUGGUUUCCUCACAACAUGGACUUCCGGGGCCGCACUUACCCUUGCCCACCGCACUUCAACCACCUGGGCAGUGACAUGACCCGGGCUAUCUUGCUGUUUGCUGAAGGCAAACCCUUGGGGCCCAGUGGCCUGAAUUGGCUAAAGAUUCACCUCAUCAACCUGACAGGACUCAAGAAGAGAGAGUCGCUGAAGGCCCGGCUGGCCUAUGCCAAUGAGAUCUUGGAGGACAUCCUGGACUCAGCGGACAAUCCACUGACUGGAAGGAAGUGGUGGAUGGACGUCGAUGAGCCCUGGCAGGCCCUGGCCUGCUGCAUGGAGAUUGCCAAUGCUGUCCGGUCACCAGACCCCACGGCUUACGUCUCCCAUUUACCUGUCCAUCAGGAUGGUUCCUGUAAUGGGCUCCAGCAUUAUGCGGCUCUGGGCCGAGAUGUCAUCGGGGCCUUCUCUGUCAACUUGAUGCCCUGCGACGUUCCCCAGGAUGUCUACAGUGGCGUGGCUCAGCUGGUGGAAGAGCAGCGCAAAAGAGAUGCCGCCAAAGGGAGCUCGAUAGCCCAAGUCCUAGAGGGCUUCAUUAGCCGCAAGUUGGUAAAGCAGACGGUGAUGACAGUGGUCUACGGUGUGACACACUAUGGCGGCAGGCUGCAGAUUGAGAAACGCCUGAAGGAGCUGGAUGAUUUCCCCAAGGAACAUGUGUGGGAAGCCUCCAUCUACCUCUCCCAGCUGGUCUUCACUAGCCUUGGUGAGAUGUUCUCAGGAACCAGGGAAAUCCAGGACUGGCUGACAAGAAGUGCAGACUGUAUCUCCAAGUCUGGGUCUUCUGUACAGUGGGUCACCCCGCUGGGCCUUCCCAUCAUUCAGCCAUAUCACAAGACCCAGAAAACCAUCGUUUCUGGGAGUCUGCAGUCUCUGUGCCUCAUGAGAUACUCUGAUGUCAGCCAGAAACCAAACACCUUGAAACAGAAGAAUGCUUUCCCCCCCAACUUCAUCCACUCCCUGGACUCCACCCACAUGAUGCUGACGGCUUUGUACUGUCACAGGAAGGGACUCACCUUCGUCUCUGUGCAUGACUGCUUCUGGACACAUGCCUCCACUGUGGACGUCAUGAAUGAGGUCUGUCGUGAACAGUUUGUGAAUCUGCACAGUCAGCCCAUUCUGCAGGAGUUAUCUCGGUACCUGGUACAGAAAUACUGCUCUAAGUUCCAGUCUCAUGAUUCUCCUAAAGAAAUGUCCAUCAAGGAGAAGUUGAUGCUAAGGACACUGUCUCAUGUGCCUGAAAGAGGAAAUUUUGAUCUACAGAACGUGAAGAAAUCCACCUACUUCUUCAGCUGAAGAUGGCUCUGAGCGUGCCACACACCCGUUAUUGAAACUGAGUUCAGAGGGCCCUUGCCAGGAGUGUCCCUGCAUCCUGAGGACUUGGGGAUUUGGUCCUUCCUGGUCUGUGCUUCUCAGGCCCUCCCUGCCCUGAUCCCUCCAAGAGUCCAUCCUGCCUCCGGCCAAGGACAAGCUGAGCUGGCAGUGAGGGGCUGUGUCCCCUUCCGUUGUCAGCACUCAGGCUGGCACUGGUUGGGGGAGGGGUGGCUCACAAGAGUGCUCCUGGGGCUUAGCCUUAGCUGCAUGAGCCUUCCAGCUCUUUCAGCUGAUCUCCCAGAAAAUACCGGGGCCAGGCCACAUUCCUUACUCACUUAUCGGCCUCCUGACCCCGCCCCCACUCCCGCUGAGUACCAGGGGGCCCAUGUCCCAGGGGAAUGAUGAUUCUCCGAGACUAGACCGGAGCCCCCGUCUUUCAGGAGGACCCCAGGAUUCUCCAUGCUUUUACCUAUUUGUCCAUCCUGAGCAUCCAGAAAUCUCUGGCACAUGUACAGUAGUGUAAAUAAAAAGCUUUUAACCCCA